This is a messenger RNA of Coccomyxa subellipsoidea C-169, 4747 nucleotides long. RefSeq names its product ATP-binding cassette transporter. Bases 1 to 4014 code for a protein of 1337 amino acids. The record is from RefSeq and is a predicted model, not a curated record. Gene Ontology annotation, cellular component: membrane. The transcript has 34 exons. Gene Ontology annotation, biological process: transmembrane transport. NCBI's taxonomy places the organism in Eukaryota, Viridiplantae, Chlorophyta, Trebouxiophyceae, Coccomyxaceae. Gene Ontology annotation, molecular function: ATP hydrolysis activity; ATP binding; ABC-type transporter activity.
AUGGGCCGCAAGGGCGGCAACCAGCACCGGAAGCUUGUGGUGGACAGAGCGCUGGCAACCAAGGACCAGGACAAUGAGCGCUUCUACAAGAACCUGCGUGCACGCUUUGACAGGGUGCGCAUCAAUUUGUCCAAGGUGGAGGUCCGCUUUGAGAACUUGGCAGUGGAAGCUGACGUGCAUGUGGGGGGGCGUGCGUUGCCCAGUGUGCUCAAUUCUGUGCGCAAUAUUGUGGAGAGCAAUCUCCAGACUUUUGGCAUCAUGCGCAGCCCCAAGAGGAAGUUCCAGAUCCUCAAUGGCAUCAGCGGCGUGCUCAAGCCGGGGCGGUUGACGCUGCUGCUGGGGCCCCCGGGGUCGGGAAAAAGCACGCUGCUGAAGGCACUUGCCGGGAAGCUGCAGGGCAGCUCCCCGCACGUCACCGGCCGCAUCACGUUCAACGGCGAGACCUUCGACCGCUUUGUGCCGCAGCGCACCGCCGCCUACGUCAGCCAGGUGGACAAUCACAUUGCUGAGUUGACUGUGAAGGAGACUCUGGACUUUGCUGCGCGCGUUCUGGGUGUGGGCCACAAAGCAGAGUAUCUGCGGCUGCUGCGGGAGCGCGAGACGGCGGCCGGUCUGCGCGGCGAUCCCGAGACUGACGCCUUCAUGAAGGCCAGCGCGCUGCAGGGCAAGCGCCACAGCGUGGCCACUGAGUACAUGCUGCGCCUGCUGGGCCUUGAUGUGUGCGCGGACACCAUUGUGGGCAGCCAGAUGGUGCGUGGCAUCAGCGGCGGCCAGCGCAAGCGCGUCACCACCGGAGAGAUGGUCGUGGGACCCAUGAAGACCCUCUUGCUGGACGAGAUUAGCACUGGUCUGGACUCCUCGACUACGUACCUGAUCACCAAGUGCAUCCGCAACUUUGUGCACAUGCAAGACGCAACUGUGCUGCUGGCUCUGCUGCAGCCUGCACCAGAGACCUUUGAGCUCUUUGAUGACAUCAUGCUGUUGUCAGAAGGGCACAUUGUGUACUUUGGGCCGCGCGAGGGUGUCAUGCCGUUCUUCAACAGCAUGGGCUUCGCUCUGCCGGCGCGCAAGGGCAUUGCCGACUUCCUGCAGGAGGUGACGUCUCGCAAGGACCAGGGCCAGUACUGGGCGGACCGCGCGCGGCCAUAUGAGUUUGUGCCCGUCCAGGCGUUCUCAAACGCCUUUGAGAAGAGCAAGAUCGGCAGAGGCAACGCGGCCGCCCUGGCAGAGCCCUACCAGCCGGGGGCCAAGGGCACCUUUGACGCCCUCGUGCGCACCAAGUUUGCGCUGUCCGGGUGGCAGGCGUUUAAGGCGUGCCUGCGCCGCGAGUGGACGCUCAUGGUCCGUCACAAAUUCAUCUACAUCUUCCGCACCUGCCAGGUCAGCGUGGUGUCGACGAUCAUUGCCACGCUCUUUCUGCGCACAACACUCAAUUCCACCAGCGUAGAUGACGGCCAGACCUAUCUUGGCCUUAUCUUCUUUGCCAUCAUCCACAUGAUGUUCAACGCCUACUCAGAGAUGUCCAUCAUGGUCGGCAGCCUGGCAGGCUUCUACAAGCAGCGGGACGCCUAUUUCUACCCGGCUUGGGCAGCUUCGCUGCCCACGGCGCUGCUGCGGCUGCCCUACUCCUUUGUGGAGUCCCUGGUUCUCUCCUGCAUCAUCUACUGGGUGGCUGGAAUGGCCCCCGAGGCCGGCAGGUUCUUCUUCUUCUGGCUGCUGAUGUUCCUGGUGCACCAGAUGAGCGUGGCCAUGUUCCGACUCAUGGGCGCCAUCGGCCGCACCUUAGUCAUUGCCACCACAUUUGGAUCCACCCUCGUCCUCUUCGUUGUCACCCUGAGUGGCUUCGUGCUGGCCUACCCUCAGAUCCACCCCUGGACCAUCUGGGGCUUCUGGAUCAGCCCCCUCAUGUACGCGCAGCAGGCCAUCUCCAUCAACGAGUUCCGAGCAAAGCGCUGGCAGACCCCCUAUGGCGACAGCACAGUGGGGCUGACGGUGCUCUCUGGCCGGGGGCUUUUCACGAGCGAUUCUUGGCGCUGGAUUGGGCCUCUGGCGCUGCUAGGCUACGCUGUCCUGUUCAACAUUCUCAUCCUGCUCGCCCAGACCUACCUCAACCUGCAGGAGGGGCCGGGAGCGAGUGUGAAGGCCAUCAAGGGCUCGGCUGCCAAGGGCAUGAUUCUGCCCUUCCAGCCCAUGGCUCUCACCUUCCACAACGUCUCCUAUUAUGUCCCCCUGCCCAAGGAGGUGGCGGAGCAGCAGGGCAAGAAGCCUGGGCAGGGGCCGCCCAUGCUGCAGCUGCUGCACAAUGUCAGCGGUGCAUUCCAGCCGGGAGUGCUCACCGCCCUUGUCGGCGUGAGUGGCGCCGGCAAGACCACCCUGCUGGAUGUGCUCGCCGGCCGCAAGUCAAGCGGCAAGGUGACAGGUGACAUCCGGCUGGAUGGGCACCCCAAGGAGCAGAGUACCUUUGCGCGAGUGUGCGGCUAUGUCGAACAGAACGACAUCCACAGCCCACAGGUUACCGUGGAGGAGUCGCUGAUGUUCUCAGCGCAGCUGCGGCUGAUGGACGUCAGCAAGGUCGACCUGCGCACCUUUGUCAACGAGGUGAUGGAGCUGGUGGAGUUGACCCCGCUGAAGGGGUCCCUAGUGGGCAUGCCCGGCAGCACAGGCCUCAGCGUGGAGCAGCGCAAGCGCCUGACCAUCGCUGUGGAGCUUGUGGCCAACCCCUCAGUCAUUUUCAUGGACGAGCCCACCACUGGGCUGGAUGCUCGUGCAGCGGCCAUUGUAAUGCGCACAGUGCGAAACACCGUCAACACCGGCCGCACUGUUGUGUGUACCAUCCACCAGCCCUCCAUCGACAUCUUCGAGGCGUUUGAUGAUCUGCUGCUGCUGAAGCGCGGAGGGCACGCCAUCUACGUGGGGCACCUGGGCGUGCACUCUGUCGACCUCGUGCGCUACUUUGAGGCGGUGCCAGGCGUGCCUCGCCUGACCAAGGGGAUUAACCCUGCCACCUGGAUGCUGGAGGUGAGCGCGCUGGCCAAGGAGUCCCAGCUCGGCGUCGACUUUGCCAACGUCUACCGCAGCAGCAACCUCUUCAGGGAGAACGAGGAGCUGAUAGCGCGGUUGGCGCGGCCGGCGGAGGGGAGCCGGCCGCUGCAUUUCGCGCACGCGUUCCCGCAGAGCCAGCCGCGGCAGCUGGCGCUGCUUCUGAAGAAGAACAUGUUGACUUACUGGCGGUCCCCGUUCUACAACACCGUGCGCUUCGCAUUCACCAUCGGCCUGGGGCUCAUCAUCGGCGCCAUCUACUGGGACCUCGGCAACCGCAGGGGCCAGCAGGGCGACGUGCUCAACAUCAUGGGCGCCAUUUUUGUGGCUGUCAUCUUCCUGGGCACAUCCAACAGCUCCACUGUGCAGCCUGUAGUGGCCAUUGAGCGCACUGUCAUGUACAGGGAGCGGGCGGCGGGCAUGUAUGGGGUGAUUCCCUACGCGGUGGCACAGGGCGCAGUGGAGUUUCCCUGGGCCCUGGCGCAGUCCAUCGUGUACUCCGUCAUCACCUACUUCAUGAUCCAGUUCGAGUUCUCAGCCGCCAAGUUCUUCUGGUACCUGCUGUUCUCCUACCUGACGCUCCUCUACUUCACCUUUUAUGGCAUGAUGGCCGUGGCGGUGUCCCCUCACGUGCAGCUGGCGGCUGUCAUCUCCUCCGCCUUCUACUCCAUCUGGUUCCUCUUCGCCGGAUUCCUCAUCCCUCGCCCGAGGAUGCCGGUCUGGUGGAAGUGGUACAGCUACCUGGACCCAGUUGCGUGGACGCUGUCUGGAGUCAUAGGCAGCCAGCUGGGGGAUGUGCAGGAUGUAAUAGAGGUGAAUGGGCAGAAGCUGACUGUGCAGCAGUACAUUCAGGACACAUAUGACUUCAGCAAGGACUCCCUCUGGUACACUGUUAUCAUCCUGCUGGGCUUCUCCAUCGCCUUCUGGUUUGUGGUUGCAGGUGCCCUGAAGUACCUCAACUACCAGAAGCGCUAGGCAGCAAGCAAAUGAGCUCAGAUCAGCCAAUCUGCUCCGGUCCACAACAGCCAGGAUGCUCUUGCAGGCCACAUGGCCAAAGAGCAAGAGCAGAUGAAGGGCAUGUGGCAAGUGUACAGUACUGGCAGCAGAGGAGCAGUCUCUUUCAUUCACUCUUUGUGCUGGGAUUGCUCUGUUGGGGAAUUGCCCGCAAAGCACACCGAUUUAUGGGGGUAUGAUAUUAAUAUCUAGAUACUUUUCAGACGAUCUUUGAUGUUGUGGAUGACCUGCUCCUGCCAAUUCGCUGGGCUGUGUGAUGGAAUAAGAGUUACUGAGAAAGUCUCAGUGAGAAUACGGACUCUGAGAAUAAGGACUCCACCCGUAGGUUGUGAUAGGUGUGUUGCAGGGUAUUUAUUUGUUGUAAAGUUAUUUAUACAGUGAGAGCUAUCUGGUUCUCAAGGCAACUUUGGAUGGCGGGGAACACGGAAGGCUGUGCUGAGACCGUGGCUCUCCCUUUGCCAGUCUUAUUUAGAAUCUUGCUAGGCAGACUGUUCAAUGCCGCCUGAUGCCUCGUAGGUGCAGGUCGGGCUCUGUCUGACAUGCGAGGCACUUGAAGACGUGUCAAAUCUGCCCGCUCAAAACAGAAAAAGGUCCCUCAGCAUAUUUCUCCAAGCUCAGGACAUUGUAAAUAUAUAUGUACAUGUAACACAGCAGCAAGUGUAGAAGCAGGUGGAGAUGUAAACUCUAUUCGCGC